CGGCCGCUGCGGCUCCGGCUACUCCGCGGGGUUCGGCGCGCGAAAUCCGACCAGCAUGGCGGUGGAGGAAGAAGGGCUCCGGGUGUUCCAGAGCGUGAAGAUCAAGAUCGGUGAAGCCAAAAAUCUUCCCACUUACCCGGGGCCAAACAAGAUGCGAGAUUGCUAUUGCACCGUGAACCUGGACCAAGAGGAGGUUUUCAGGACCAAAAUCGUGGAGAAAUCACUCUGCCCCUUCUAUGGAGAAGACUUCUACUGUGAGAUUCCUCGGAGUUUUCGUCACCUGUCAUUUUACAUCUUCGAUAGAGACGUUUUCCGGAGGGAUUCAAUCAUAGGGAAGGUGGCCAUUCAGAAGGAAGACUUGCAGAAGUACCAUAACAGGGACACCUGGUUCCAGCUGCAGCACGUUGACGCUGACUCAGAAGUUCAGGGCAAGGUCCACCUGGAGCUGAGGCUGAGUGAGGUCAUCACGGACACAGGCGUCGUCUGCCACAAGCUGGCCACGCGCAUCCUUGAGUGCCAAGGCCUCCCCAUCGUGAAUGGGCAGUGCGACCCGUAUGCCACUGUGACACUAGCAGGACCAUACAGAUCGGAAGCAAAGAAGACGAAAGUAAAAAAGAAGACCAACAACCCUCAGUUUGACGAAGUGUUUUAUUUUGAGGUGACGAGACCCUGCAGCUACAGCCGGAAGUCCCACUUUGACUUUGAGGAGGAAGAUGUGGACAAGCUUGAAAUCCGAAUUGAUCUCUGGAAUGCCAGUAACUUGAAAUUUGGAGACGAGUUCCUGGGAGAACUAAGGAUUCCACUGAAGGUGCUGCGGCAGUCAAGCUCCUACGAAGCAUGGUACUUCCUGCAGCCCCGAGACAACGGCAGCAAGAGCCUGAAGCCAGGGGAUCUGGGGUCCCUGCGGUUGAAUGUGGUUUACACAGAAGACCACGUCUUCUCCUCCGACUACUACAGCCCGCUCCGGGACCUUCUGCUGAAGUCUGCAGAUGUGGAGCCCGUCUCAGCAUCCACAGCUCACAUCCUGGGCGAGGUGUGCAGAGAAAAGCAGGAGGCAGCCAUCCCGCUGGUGCGGCUUUUCCUGCACUAUGGCCGGGUGGUGCCCUUCAUCAGUGCCAUUGCCAACGCCGAGGUCCGGAGGACACAGGACCCCAACACCAUUUUCCGAGGAAACUCGUUGACAUCCAAGUGCAUUGACGAGACGAUGAAGCUGGCAGGAAUGCACUAUCUGCAUGUCACCCUGAAGCCCACCAUAGAAGAGAUAUGCCAGAGCCACAAAUCCUGUGAAAUUGACCCUGUGAAGUUGAAAGAUGGUGAAAACCUUGAAAACAACAUGGAGAACCUGCGGCAGUACGUUGACCGCAUCUUUAAUGUCAUCACCAAGUCGGGGGUGAGCUGCCCUACUGUCAUGUGUGACAUUUUCUUUUCCCUCCGAGAGGCAGCUGCCAAGCGCUUCCAGGAUGACCUGGAUGUGAGGUACACAGCAGUGAGCAGCUUCAUUUUCCUGAGGUUCUUCGCUCCUGCCAUCCUGUCCCCUAACCUCUUCCAGCUCACGCCUCACCACACAGACCCACAGACGUCUAGGACGCUGACACUUAUCUCAAAGACAAUUCAAACUCUUGGCAGCUUAUCCAAGUCAAAGUCUGCCAGCUUUAAGGAAUCCUACAUGGCUGCAUUUUACGAAUUCUUCAAUGAGCAGAAAUAUGCUGAUGCUGUAAAAAAUUUCUUAGACUUGAUCUCGUCCUCUGGGAGAAGAGACCCCAAGAGCGUGGAGCAGCCCAUCCUGCUGAAGGAAGGGUUCAUGAUUAAGAGGGCACAAGGACGAAAACGCUUUGGGAUGAAGAACUUUAAGAAAAGGUGGUUCCGUCUGACAAAUCAUGAGUUCACCUACCAGAAAAGCAAAGGAGACCCGCCCCUCUACAGCAUCCCCAUCGAGAACAUUCUGGCAGUGGAGAAGCUGGAGGAGGAGUCCUUCAAGAUGAAGAACAUGUUCCAGGUUAUCCAGCCUGAGCGAGCGCUGUACAUCCAGGCCAACAACUGUGUGGAGGCCAAGGCCUGGAUUGACAUCCUCACCAAAGUGAGCCAGUGCAAUAAGAAGCGCCUUACUGUCUACCACCCCUCCGCCUACCUCAAUGGUCACUGGCUGUGCUGCAGGGCCUCCUCGGACACGGCCCCCGGCUGCUCCCCCUGCACUGGUGGCCUCCCAGCAAACAUCCAGCUGGACAUCGAUGGGGACCGAGAGACGGAGCGUAUCUACUCCCUGUUCAACUUGUACAUGAGCAAACUGGAGAAGAUGCAAGAGGCCUGUGGGAGCAGAUCUGUGUACGACGGCCCUGAGCAAGAGGAAUACUCAACGUUCAUCAUCGACGACCCCCAAGAGACCUACAAGACACUGAAGCAGGUCAUCGCCAGGGUCGGGACCUUGGAGCAGGAGCACGCCCAGUAUAAAAGGGACAAGUUCAAGAAGACCAAGUAUGGGAGCCAGGAACACCCCAUUGGAGAUAAGAGUUUUCAAAGCUACAUCAGGCAGCAGUCAGAGGUCUCCACCCAUUCCAUUUAAAGCCUGGAGGACAUCCAGCACAGCGCUGUGAGCUGCACCAGGAAGGCCACAGUCUUUGCGAAGGAGGGAGACAGACAAGAAGGCAGAGCGAGGAAGCAAAGGGACCCACACUUCCUCUGCUCGCAUAGAUGACAAGUGUCAAGCUCAUGGAACUCCUGAGACUCUCCAGGGCCAUUUCUGUGGUUGCCAUGCACUUUAUUCAUGCCGGUGGGCAGGUGCCCUGAGCUGGCCUUUCUGGACCAGGUGCCAGCGUCGCCUCGCCCACUGCAGAGAGAGUGCUUCUGUCUUGUGAGCGCUGCUCCCUCUGCUGGUCUCUGCAGUGCCUGCACGGGGAGCCUCUGCUUCAGCACAGCGGGGCUUUCAGAGCAUUAUUCUUUCCCUGUGAGCCUGCUGUCCCCACGCCCACGGGCAGGUGGCUUCCUGGUUUCAGCUUUUGAUAUUGGUGGUGUUCCUGGCUAGAGGGUCAGUUUUAUGGUGAGGAUGUGAAGACCUGCAUGGAGAUCCCAAUUUGAGGAUGCUCUUGAUAUUUUGGGGGGUACAGGGUUCUUCUGCAGAGAGUUCCUGGGGAGGGAGGGAGUUCUAGACUUUUCUCCUGGAGGUUAAAGCCUCACCCUGCUGUCUGCUGAGAUGCGCCCACAGCCUGCAGACACCCCUCGAUGCUGACAGGCUGAGCUGGGUGUCCACCCAGGCCCCACUUCAGGCACAAGUUGUGUUGUUGUGCAGUCAGUGGGGCUUAAAAGCAGAAUCCACAUUUUCCACCCCUUGUGGAAGUUUGGGGAAGAUUUUAAAAAUAGAAAUGCGCGAUAUUUUCAGGCUGUUUUUCUUAACAUUUUUAAUUAGCUCUUUGAUAUGAAAUAACUCAGAACAUCCAAACCUGGACUUAUUAAAGGGGAGGGUGCCAUGGCAAAAAAGGGAAUGUGUUGCAUCUCAUGGAAGCUAGUUACAGGUCCUCCAAAGAAAACGGAGCAAGGGAAGAAAUCCUGAACUUGAAAUGGAAGGCGCUUGGCUGUGCAGACGCCCCCUGGCCCCCGGGAGUGGUAUUGCACUGUGUUUCUAUGAAGCCCUUAGAGGCGCAGCGAGGGCUGCUUUCUGUUGGAGUGGGGGGUUCCUGACGCCCCACGGGAGCUGUUUGCUGACUCUUCCCAGACAGUCCUCAUAGCUGCAGGCACCGGCUUUGGAAAGCACUGUUCAAACACACAGGACCAUGUGCCCUUGUGCCCAUCUCUGUUCUUAUUUGCAAGUACUGUCCUUCAGACUCAAUCUAGAUGGCAGAUAGUAACAUAAGUUGUCACAAAAAUGGCGGAGAAUAUGAUGUAAAAAAUAAACUUUGGGACACACGGCUAUUAGGCUGCACCGGACUGCAAUUUUUAACAUGGAUUUGUAACUUAAUGGUUCUGUUUAUAAGAUACUAAUGAUUUGUGAUGUAUUUUACUGGCCAAUUAAAACAGACGUUUUAUUCUUU
Molecule: messenger RNA, 4022 nt
Organism: Miniopterus natalensis
Lineage: Eukaryota; Metazoa; Chordata; Mammalia; Chiroptera; Miniopteridae
Gene: RASA3
Product: RAS p21 protein activator 3
Biological process (GO): regulation of GTPase activity; intracellular signal transduction; negative regulation of Ras protein signal transduction
Molecular function (GO): GTPase activator activity
Source: RefSeq, a predicted model, not a curated record